Molecule: messenger RNA, 2182 nt
Organism: Saccoglossus kowalevskii
Lineage: Eukaryota; Metazoa; Hemichordata; Enteropneusta; Harrimaniidae
Biological process (GO): Notch signaling pathway; axon guidance
Cellular component (GO): plasma membrane; cell surface; signaling receptor complex
Molecular function (GO): carbohydrate binding; calcium ion binding
Source: RefSeq, a predicted model, not a curated record
UUGGUGAGGAUGAGGAUGAGGAUGAAGAGGACGUUAUUGCAAUUGACUUAGCACUCCCAGCUGUUGCUGUUGAUGGCCCUCCUAGCUGUUACGACCAGCAAGAAAUGUUACGGUCAUGUGGAACUAGAGGGACACGUGAAAUUAUGUUAAAAUUGCAGUGCAGUCUUGGACAAUAUAUUUAUAUAAAUAGUGCCAGUUAUGGUCGCGCUGCUGAUGACGUGGGAUGUGACAUAGAAACCCCUUUAGCUGCUGAUGAAUGCGUGUCCGAGUCAUCUCCCCAAGCAAUAAGUUCACUGUGUAAUGGAAGGCAAACAUGCACUGUGCCAUUUGGAACAAAAUUCCAUGGCGGGAAUCCUUGCCCAGGACAAACAAGAUUCCUCUCUGUUGAUUUUAGUUGUGCUAAUGAAUGCGAAGAGGCAGCACCAGCACUGAUGGAGGAAAUUAACCUUUGCGAUAAUAAUCCAUGCAUUAACGGAGUGUGUAUUCAACUUGAAGAUAGUUAUGAGUGUCAAUGUAACGAUGACUUCACGGGAAGAAAUUGUGAAACACCCAUCCUCAAACCCUGUCAUUCAAAUCCAUGUGCAAAUGACGGCGAAUGUGUUGAUAAUUCGCAUAGUUAUGCAUGUAAUUGUGUGACUGGAUACGAAGGACAUAACUGUGAAACAGAAAUAUCUAAACCAUGUGACUCAAAUCCAUGUGAAAAUAGUGGUGAAUGUGUUGAUAAUUUGUCCACUUAUGCGUGUAAUUGUGCAACUGGAUAUGAAGGUCGUAAUUGUGAAAAAGAAAUACCCAAACCCUGUGACUCAAAUCCAUGUGCAAAUAACGGUGAAUGUGUUGAUAAUAUUAUGGAUAGUUAUAAGUGUAAUUGUGUUGAUGGAUAUGAAGGUCUUAAUUGUGAAAUAGCGAUACCUAAACCUUGUGAGCCUAAUCCGUGUGAAAAUGGAGCACAAUGUGUAGAUUUGGAUGAUAUAUACACGUGUGAUUGCAUGGAUGGAUAUGAAGGCCCGAACUGUGAAACAGCUAUACCAAGACCAUGCGAGCCAAAUCCAUGCGCAAAUGGUGGACGAUGUGUUAGUGAUGGUGCCGAGUAUACGUGUGAGUGCCUUAGUGAAUACGAAGGUCCGAACUGUGAGAUAACUAUACCAAGACCGUGCGAACCAAAUCCAUGCACAAAUGGCGGACAAUGUAUUGGCGAGGGCGCCGAAUACACGUGCGAAUGUCCAACUGGAUACGAAGGUUCUAACUGUGAGAUAGAUCCCGACGACUGUGCACCUGGUGUAUGUCAGAAUGAUGGCACUUGUCAUGAUGGCGUCGGUACCUAUAUAUGUGAAUGUCAAAUAGGAUUUGAUGGGAAUGACUGCAGUAAUAAUAUUGAUGAUUGUAAACCAGAGUAUUGCCAUAAUGGCGGUACUUGUGUCGAUGGUAUAAACACAUACUCUUGUCAAUGUGCAGAAGGAUUUACUGGAAAUUAUUGCAGAACAAACAUAGAUGACUGCAAUCCUAACAAUUGUCUUAAUGGUGGCGCAUGCGUGGACGGCAUAGCGUCUUACACGUGUCAGUGUGUUGAAGGAUUUACUGGGUUGACCUGUGAAGAAAAUAUCGAUGAUUGUGUAAACAGUCCAUGUGUGAAUGGCGAAUGCCGAGAUAGCGUUAAUGAUUAUACGUGCGUCUGCCAAGAAGGUUACAGCGGGAAAAACUGCGAUGAAGAUAUUGACGACUGUGAAAACCAGAUAUGUGAAAAUGGUGAAUGUCAGGAUCAGGUGAACGGAUUUAUAUGUUCUUGUUCUCAGGGAUUCACUGGAAUACUGUGCGAGACGGAUAUAAAUAAUUGUGAAGUCCACAAUUGCGUUCAUGGAUCAUGCGUCAUGGAGUUAACAGCCACAGCUGCUCUUGUGACGUCGGUUACACUGGAAUUAACUGUGAAGAAAAUAUUGACGAUUGUGAAUUGAAUGUUUGCCAACAUGGAACUUGUAUUGAUGAUAUUAAUAGUUACAGAUGUAGUUGUGAAGAUGGUUAUGCAGGAGAACAUUGUGAAGUCGAUAUUAAUGACUGUGAACCAAAUCCAUGCCAAAACGGUGGAGUUUGUACUGAUGGUGUGAACAUGUUUUCAUGUAAUUGUCCGGAUGGUUACCAGGGGUCACUCUGCGGAGGAGAUACGGACGAGUGUAGUACUUCACCAUGU